AUGGUCAGCACAAGCAGCUGUUUCCAACAUUCUCUACGAAACCCCGCCCCCUCCGCCACUCCAGCAAAACGCCACGUCCUUAACUGUCUCGUACAAAACGAACCCGGUGUUCUGUCCCGCGUUUCCGGUAUUCUCGCAGCUCGUGGCUUUAACAUUGACUCCUUGGUCGUUUGCUCUACUGAAGUCGAAGACUUGUCUCGCAUGACAAUUGUUUUGUCCGGUCAAGACGGUGUUGUUGAGCAAGCUCGUCGCCAAUUGGAAGAUUUGGUUCCAGUCUGGGCUGUUCUCGAUUAUACUACUUCGCCCCUCGUACAGAGAGAAUUACUUCUUGCGAAAAUCAAUCUUCUCGGUCCAGAAUACUUCGAGGAAUUGUUGGCGCAUCACAGAGAAAUUACUGCUAGUGAUCCUGAAGCUUUGCAAGGUCAAGAUGAUUGGGCUACAAAACGAUUGGCAGAAUUGAAGGAUAGCGAUGAUUUCCACCCCGUCAAAUUGGCCCAAAGUCAAGCUUUAAGACAUAAGCAUGAGCAUUUGAAGUCAAUUACAUAUUUCACACAUCAAUUUGGAGGCAAGGUCUUGGAUAUCAGCACACACAGCUGUAUUGUCGAGGUCUCCGCCAAACCAAGUAGAAUCGAUUCAUUCAUGAAGUUGAUUGCUCCAUUCGGAAUUCUCGAGUCUGCACGCACAGGUCUUAUGGCUCUUCCUCGAUCUCCAUUAUAUGGUCCUAACGAACAGGACAACUUGGUGAAGGAUGCUGAAGAAAUUGUUGAUGCAAGCACUUUACCUCCAGGAUAG
Messenger RNA from Botrytis fragariae, 792 nucleotides. RefSeq names its product putative acetolactate synthase small subunit protein. Bases 1 to 792 code for a protein of 263 amino acids. The record is from RefSeq and is a predicted model, not a curated record. Gene Ontology annotation, cellular component: mitochondrial nucleoid; acetolactate synthase complex. The transcript is spliced from 2 exons. NCBI's taxonomy places the organism in Eukaryota, Fungi, Ascomycota, Leotiomycetes, Helotiales, Sclerotiniaceae. Gene Ontology annotation, molecular function: acetolactate synthase regulator activity. Gene Ontology annotation, biological process: branched-chain amino acid biosynthetic process.